AUGGUUCGCCCCACCAUUCAUCACACUGUUGCAGCCAAACAGCAGGCAUCAUGGGAUAAAUGCAAAAGAUACUAUGAAAAACACAGAGACCUCAUUUUAUUGAGACGUCGUCUCUGUCGCACAAACAACACUCCUUCCAUCACAGCCGAGUCUAACACGAAUGUCCUAACGGACUUGGAUGAUGAGGUCGACUUUGACGCAAUUAUCACUUUGUCUGAUUGUUUGGGGCUCGUGCGUGAUGCAAAGAAUAAAGUCCUGGUAAUUGUUCCUUCCAGGACACCUACAAUAUACGUCGAGGGCAUCCUCCGCAAAUACGCUAUGUCAUUGCGUGACAGUGUUGCUGGGGACAUUGAGGUAUUCAGGGAAGGGCUCACCAUGGUCGAACCUUAUUUGUUAUGGGCACAGCAGGGGCAGGAUAAAAUUUUCAACAUGUGUGGUGUAUGUGACAAAUGGCAUGCUGCUGACGAGGUUUCCAGGUUCAUCGGGCAUCUGGUAGCUAUGCUGGAGGAUCUCUACAGACUAGCUCUUUUAGGUGAUCUUGACGAGGCUUAUUUACUUGGGGAAACAAUGUACCAGAAGACCUUGGGACUGGAGGCUCCUGGAGUAUAGCCACUU
Molecule: messenger RNA, 615 nt
Organism: Suillus fuscotomentosus
Lineage: Eukaryota; Fungi; Basidiomycota; Agaricomycetes; Boletales; Suillaceae
Exons: 3
Coding region: 1-609 (202 amino acids)
Source: RefSeq, a predicted model, not a curated record